Macrosiphum euphorbiae (potato aphid) is the source of this 369-nucleotide messenger RNA. Lineage: Eukaryota; Metazoa; Arthropoda; Insecta; Hemiptera; Aphididae. The record is from the annotation of a GenBank genome assembly.
AUGAUAAGACAGAUAUGUGGUCGAGAGCCACCGGAGCGUUUUAAAAGACAAACGGCACAUGGGGGGCAAUUUGUUUUAUUUCCGUUAUUCCCACCCGCCCCCGGCCAAGCCCGCCCGGGCAAUACGCGGUUCGCCGAGAGAAAUAUAUCGCUCCAAGAGAAAAGCUACGGUCCCUACGUGGCGGUGGCAGCGCUGACAUCGAACAAAAAAGUACGUUUCGACGGCACCGCGAGAGAUCACUGUAUCGAGUACACCUACACGUGCGAGGAUGCGAUGAGAGGGAAAAGCGGCGGCGAAGGCCAACGCCUCAUAGUCGGUCGAAGAACUGUUGAGAAUCGUUUCGAAAGUUCGGUAAAGUUAUCGAAAUGA